AUGGUUAAAUACAUUCUUGUCUGUGGAGGUGUUAUUUCUGGUAUCGGAAAGGGUGUUAUAGCCUCAAGUACAGGUCUUAUACUCAAGACCGCAGGAUUGAAAGUCACUGCUAUUAAGAUUGAUCCUUAUAUGAACAUAGAUGCUGGUACUAUGGCUCCUACUGAACAUGGUGAGGUAUACGUCCUCAAUGAUGGUGGAGAGACCGAUUUAGACCUCGGAAAUUACGAGAGAUACCUUGAUGUAUCUUUGAACAGGGAUAAUAAUGUUACUACCGGAAAAGUUUACCAACACGUCAUUGACCGAGAAAGAAAAGGAGAUUAUCUCGGUAAAACUGUUCAGAUCAUUCCGCAUCUUACAAAUGCAAUUCAGGAUUGGAUUGAAAGGGUAUCAAAGAUUCCAGUAGAUGGUACAGGUGAAGAACCGGAUGUUUGUAUCAUUGAGCUCGGUGGAACAGUUGGUGAUAUCGAAUCUAUGCCAUUCGUCGAAGCUAUGAGACAAUUCCAGUUCAGAGUAGGACAUGAAAAUUUUGCUUUGAUCUAUGUCUCUUUGAUUCCUGUUGUUGGUGGUGAACAAAAGACUAAACCUACUCAAGCUGGUGUAAGAGAUUUGAGAGGAUUGGGUUUGUUACCUGAUUUAAUCGCUUGUAGAUGUACCGACCCUCUGUUGACAGCGACAAUGGAGAAAGUCUCAAUGUUCUGUCACGUCUCACCGCAACAAGUCUUAGGUGUACAUAACGUUUCUUCAACUUAUCAUGUACCAUUACUACUUCAACAACAAGGAAUGUUGAACUACUUCAAAAAGAGAUUAAACCUUGAUGAGAUUACAGUUAAUGAUAAAUUUAAGCAAAAAGGGGAAGAAUUUAUGGGUAGAUGGAAGGCUUUGACCGUUGGCCAAGAACGUCUAUUCGAUACUGUAUCUAUCGUUCUGGUCGGUAAAUAUACCACACUUGAAGAUUCUUAUAUGUCUGUGGUGAAAGCUUUGGAACACGCUUCAAUGCGAUGUGGCCGAAAGCUUGAGCUUCAAUGGGUGGACUCUUCUGACCUUGAGCCCCAAACGCAAACCUCCAACCCCGUUAAAUUCCACGAUGCCUGGUCCGCGUUAUGUUCCGCUAAGGGUAUUAUCGUUCCCGGUGGGUUCGGCCAUCGAGGUACAGAAGGUAUGAUUGCAGCCGUGAAAUGGGCCCGAGAACAAAAAGUACCUUUCUUGGGUAUAUGUUUGGGUUUCCAAGUUGCUGUCAUUGAAUGGGCUAGAAACGUGUGUGGAUUACAAGAUGCCAACUCUGCCGAGCUUGUACCUGAAACCAUACAUCCUGUGAUAUGUUUCAUGCCUGAGAUCUCUAAAACUGUCAUGGGCGGUAAUAUGAGAUUAGGUCUUCGACCGACCAUCUUCGAACCUAAGACUGAAUCAUCUAAACUCCGAAAGUUGUACGGCUCGAAAGAAGUUGCUUGGGAGAGGCACAGACAUAGAUACGAGGUGGAACCUAAAUAUGUGGAUGAAUUAGAAUCUAAAGAUGGAUUAAGGUUUAUUGGUAAAGACGAAAGAGGUGAAAGAAUGCAAAUGUUAGAAUUGGAUGACCACCCAUACUUUGUGGCAUUACAAGCACAUCCUGAGUUCUGUUCACGUCCAUUAAACCCUUCACCACCAUUCUUAGGUUUGAUAGCAGCUGCGUGUGGAUCAUCGGUAUUAUCUGAUCAAAUCAAAUUGAACGAGAAUGGUGGAUAUGUCGAUCCUCAUCCUGAAGAAUCAAAAGUCGUCCCUGCUUCUCAAGCACAUACCGCUCAAGGUAAAAACAAGAAGCAAAACGUUGAUGGUAUUAAGGUAAGAGAAGAGGUUGAAGGUGAUUUGAAAGAGAAAGAACAACAAUUGGAUGGUGUGACGAAAGCAAGUGAAUAG
Kwoniella shivajii is the source of this 1893-nucleotide messenger RNA. Its product is annotated as CTP synthase. Gene Ontology annotation, cellular component: cytoplasm; cytoophidium. NCBI's taxonomy places the organism in Eukaryota, Fungi, Basidiomycota, Tremellomycetes, Tremellales, Cryptococcaceae. The transcript has 12 exons. Gene Ontology annotation, biological process: pyrimidine nucleobase biosynthetic process; CTP biosynthetic process. Bases 1 to 1893 code for a protein of 630 amino acids. Gene Ontology annotation, molecular function: CTP synthase activity; identical protein binding. The record is from RefSeq and is a predicted model, not a curated record.